Messenger RNA from Psilocybe cubensis, 2274 nucleotides. RefSeq lists its product as uncharacterized. Gene Ontology annotation, biological process: magnesium ion transport. Lineage: Eukaryota; Fungi; Basidiomycota; Agaricomycetes; Agaricales; Agrocybaceae. Gene Ontology annotation, cellular component: membrane. The record is from RefSeq and is a predicted model, not a curated record. The transcript is spliced from 12 exons. Gene Ontology annotation, molecular function: magnesium ion transmembrane transporter activity. The coding region runs from base 1 to 2274 and encodes 757 amino acids.
AUGUCGUCCUUAACACCCUCUGCAACGUCUGCGGUGGCGGCAGCGUCAUCAUCUGCCGCCAAUAAAACACUAUCAGCGGGUUCCAACCUCAAGAUUGUUGGCAUUAUCCUGGCUAUUACGAGCGGUCUUCUCAUCGGCUCUAGUUUUGUAUUCAAGAAGAAAGGUCUACUUCGCUCGCAGGCGGGCGGAGAGUUGGGUGAAGGUGUAGCAUAUCUGAAAUCGCCACUAUGGUGGUUAGGGAUGAGCAGUGUGUUCUUGCCAAAUCUCCUUUACUGUUCAUGUCUCAACUCCCUUGCAGCAUAUGCAUUUGUAGAGGCCAUCGUUGUUACGCCGUUAGGUGCACUAUCUGUCGUUGUCUGCGCUAUCUUAUCCUCUAUAUUCCUCAACGAGAAGCUUUCUUUCUUUGGUUGGUUGGGAUGCGCUCUGUGUAUACUCGGGUCUGUCAUCAUUGCACUGAACGGCCCAAAGGAAGAGACUGUCGGCCAAAUAAAAGAGUUCCAGAAACUCUUCCUAGCACCCGGUUUCCUAGCCUUCAUCUCGGUCCUGAUAGUCACCUCUCUCGUCAUUGUGUUCUAUUUUGCUCCAAAGUAUGGCAAAAAGAGCAUGCUGUGGUAUAUUGCUGUGUGUAGUAUGAUUGGUGGCAUCUCCGUCAGUGUCACCACUGGUCUCGGGGCGGCCAUUGUACAAACAGCCAUGGGCGACAAUCAGUUCAAGCACUGGUUUAUGUAUUUCUUGUUCGGAUUUGUGGUUAUUACCCUAUUGGUAGAAGUCUAUUACCUUAAUGUCGCACUUGCUUUGUUUAAUACUGCUAUGGUAACGCCAACAUACUAUGUCGUCUUCACCUUCUUCUCAAUGGUUACAACGAUCGUCCUCUUCCAAGGUCUCGAAGCCAGCCCAACACAAAUUAUUACCCUAGUGAUGGGCUUCCUGGUUAUCUGUCUAGGCAUUACGAUUCUUCAGAUGUCGAAGGUCGAUCCCGAGAAACUCUCUAACAAGCUCGAUCGACGAUCAACAAUGUUGCUGCGCGCGGCAAGUGUCCACACAGAUCAUAUGGAUGAGAAGGGCGGAAUGAGUGCAUACGAGGAUCCGGGAAUGGAUGCGCUGAGAGGGUCCUUUGGCACAGUGGGUAGCAUCAUCCGGGCGAGGACAGUCAAGCGAAUGAGUCAACGGAUGAGCCAUCAAAGCGGCGGAAGCCACCUGCGCAUGCGUCCGCCUGGUGCUGCUGCGCCGUACGACGCUACCACAUCAUGGAUGAGCUCAGCAGGCCUCGGUCCAGGAGACAGCCUCAACCGGCGGCAUGGCGAAAGCAUGAUCGGCGGGAUGCAACGACAUCAGUUGUACGAUGCUCCGGUGCCUAGAGAUGACGCUUCGUCGAUACGCGCAGGAUCUGUGUACUCCCAGAAUCAGACCCAGUCUCAAUUGAUGAGCAAGAAACCAACGAUCAAGUUCGACAGCCAGGAGAUCGUGCACUCAUAUAGUCGGCCUGGGCAACCGCAGAGUCCAGCAACGCACGAGCACCGCCAGGCUAUCCAUGGCUCUAUGAUUGUUCACGAUGGGUAUCCCCCGCUGCCACCACUACCUCCACAUUCAACGCCGGACCCAUCACCACGGGCAAGCGCCGUUCCUGAGGCUAGCUCAACAACAGCAGGUGAAGGUGUUCUGUUUGAAAUGGACAGCCCUGAGAUUCCACGAGGGACAGCUGGGAUGAAGCUACCCCUGCUAGGCGGCGACAAGGAUCUGGAUGAUAAUCAGACACUGCUUAUGCCGCCAUUAUUGAGGAACGAACAUACAGUGCACAGCGCACCUCCGACGAUGUACCGUGUCGUGCCCCGGCCUGGUGCUGUGGGUAUGGCUCAUCAACAGCAUCAACUACCUACGAGGAAGGAUUCGCGAGAUAUCUUUGACCAAGAGCGCUUGAGCACAGUUGCCACGAGAGGGACUUUGCUCUCUUUCCCUUCUGUGACGGACUCUUCACCUAGUGACUGGGAAGACGACUUUUCACGAGCCGAUGCUCCUAGUGAAACCUCCCGGCCAGGUGGGUUGGCCGGAAAGGCUAAGGAAGAUAAGGCCAGGGAUCGGUCGAAGGAAAAAGGUUCACGGACACCGAAGAGAUACCCCAAGGGUCUUGAUGAUGAUGACUUGGAGGAGAGCCAGCGACUAUGGCAAAAGGCGACGAGCGCGGAGAACAGCCUAGAAAAUUCAGAAGAAGGGACAAUCUUACCACCCCCGGAAGGCAGCAUACGACUGGUGCAACCGCGGAAAAACAUGAUUUAG